Messenger RNA from Salvelinus namaycush (lake trout), 2697 nucleotides. RefSeq names its product cytochrome P450 3A27-like. NCBI's taxonomy places the organism in Eukaryota, Metazoa, Chordata, Actinopteri, Salmoniformes, Salmonidae. The coding region runs from base 1019 to 2563 and encodes 514 amino acids. The record is from RefSeq and is a predicted model, not a curated record. Gene Ontology annotation, molecular function: steroid hydroxylase activity; oxidoreductase activity, acting on paired donors, with incorporation or reduction of molecular oxygen, reduced flavin or flavoprotein as one donor, and incorporation of one atom of oxygen; heme binding. The transcript is spliced from 13 exons.
GGUUCAUGACAUGGGGUACCAGCCUUAUGGGUCUUGGGUUCAUGACAUGGGGUACCAGCCUUAUGGGUCUUGGGUUCAUGACAUGGGGUACCAGCCUUAUGGGUCUUGGGUUCAUGACAGGAGGUACCAGCCUUAUGGGUCUUGGGUUCAUGGCAUGGGGUACCAGCCUUAUGGGUCUUGGGUUCAUGACAUGGGGUACCAGCCUUAUGGGUCUUGGGUUCAUGACAUGGGGUACCAGCCUUAUGGAUCUUGGGUUCAUGACAGGGGGUACCAGCCUUAUGGAUCUUGGGUUAGUUACAUGGGGUACCAGCCUUAUGGGUCUUGGGUUUACGACAGGAGGUACCAGCCUUAUGGAUCUUGGGUUCAUGACAGGAGGUACCAGCCUUAUGGAUCUUGGGUUUGUGACAUGGGGUACCAGCCUUAUGGAUCUUGGGUUUGUGACAUGGGGUACCAGCCUACUCAUUGACUCCCACGGAUUACAAUUAUAAAGAGUUUACGCAAAUAUUAGCAUCGCAGUUCUUAUUGCAGGACUUUAACUGUGGGAAAUCACCUCACAACUCAGCCUAAAGUGCCUAUUGAACAUUCAUAUUUUAAUGUACAGCCUUACCUAUGGAAAUGUGAAGUGAAUUGAACAUUCAUAUUUUAAUCCAAUCUAAUCCAAAUAUUAUAUUAUAUUCACUAUUUAUGUCUAUUUGCAUCAUGUUCAAUAUUGGACCCUUAUUUUGAAGGCGAACUGCAAAUUCCAUUGUGGCUCAUCAUUAUUCUAGCUAGCAUCACACAGGUGCUUUUCCGAUGGGAUAAAAUAAUCCCUUGCAACCUGCACGGUCUCAAACAGAGUACGGAGAACAGCAACGGUCGGUAGUCGAGAUCUGUCGCGUGCACAGAAGAACCACACCAGAACCGGACAGAAAAAACAACUCAAAACCUGUCAGACCAUUGGAGAAGUGAACUCGAACGAGCCUGAGAGAAAACGAAGCCUUUGUUUUCAGAAGCAGCAGGGAGCCGAACCGGAGGAAAGAUGAGUUUUCUGCCAUACUUCUCCGCUGAGACGUGGACCCUCCUGGCCCUCUUCAUCACCCUCAUUGUAGUGUAUGGGUACUGGCCCUAUGGUGUAUUCACUAAGAUGGGUAUUCCUGGUCCCAAACCCCUACCUUACUUUGGCACAAUGAUGGAGUAUAGAAAGGGCAUCACUAACUUUGACACAGAGUGCUUUCAGAAGUAUGGGAGAAUCUGGGGGAUCUAUGAUGGGAGGCAGCCUGUUCUGUGUAUCAUGGACAAAAGCAUGAUCAAGACCGUCCUGAUUAAAGAGUGUUACAACAUCUUCACCAACCGCAGAAACAUCAUUCUGAGUGGUGAGCUGUUUGAUGCGGUGUCCCUUGCCGAGGACGAUACAUGGAGACGGAUCCGCAGUGUCCUCUCACCUUCCUUUACCUCUGGACGACUAAAAGAGAUGUUUGGUAUCAUGAAGCAGCACUCUGCUAACCUGUUGAAUGGAAUGAAGAAGCAGGCAGAUAAAGACCAGGCCAUCGAAGUGAAGGAGUUCUUUGGGCCCUACAGUAUGGAUGUGGUCACCAGCACAGCCUUCAGUGUGGACAUUGACUCUCUGAACAACCCUUCAGACCCCUUCGUCUCCAACGUCAAGAAGAUGAUCAAGUUUGACCUGUUCAACCCACUGUUGCUCCUAGUCGUGCUGUUUCCCUUCACUGGUCCUAUCUUGGAGAAGAUGAAGUUUUCUUUCUUCCCGACUGCGGUGUUGGACUUCUUUUACGCCUCGCUGGCUAAGAUCAAAUCUGGACGUGACACUGGGAACUCAACUAAUCGGGUGGAUUUCUUACAACUGAUGAUUGACUCUCAGAAAGGCAACGACACAAAGACAGGAGAGGAACAGACUAAAGGACUGACUGAUCAUGAGAUCUUGUCUCAGGCCAUGAUCUUCAUCUUCGGUGGCUACGAGACCAGCAGCAGUACUAUGAGUUUCCUGGCCUAUAACCUGGCAACCAACCCCCACACCCUGACCAAACUGCAGGAGGAGAUAGAUACUGUGUUCCCCAACAAGGCUCCUAUCCAGUACGAAGCUCUGAUGCAGAUGGACUAUUUGGACUGUGUGUUGAACGAGUCUCUGAGACUGUACCCCGUCUCCCCGCGACUGGAGAGGGUCGCCAAGAAGACGGUGGAGAUCAACGGCAUCGUCAUCCCCAAAGACUGCGUUGUCAUGGUUCCCACGUGGACCCUCCACCGUGACCCAGAGAUCUGGUCCGACCCUGAGGAGUUCAAACCAGAGAGGUUCAGUAAGGAGAACAAGGAGUCUAUUGAUCCGUACACGUACAUGCCGUUUGGGGCGGGGCCCAGGAACUGUAUCGGGAUGCGCUUCGCCCUGAUCAUGAUCAAACUGGCCAUGGUCGAGAUCCUCCAGAGUUUCACUUUCUCCGUCUGCGACGAGACCGAGAUCCCGUUGGAGAUGGACAUCCAGGGUCUGCUGAUGCCAAAACGACCAAUCAAACUGAGGUUGGAGCCCCGUAGCAACACCCCUAGCAACACCACCGCCACCUCUCCAACAACAUGACCGAAUGCAGGAGCACCCUACCCUGGAGUACCCUUCUCUCUCUCUUGCUCUCUCUCUCUCUUGCUCUCUCUCUCUCUCUUGCUCUCUCUCUCUCUCUCUCUCUCCCCCUCUCUCCCCCCUACACACAAAAGGGC